Punica granatum (pomegranate) is the source of this 2701-nucleotide messenger RNA. The record is from RefSeq and is a predicted model, not a curated record. Lineage: Eukaryota; Viridiplantae; Streptophyta; Magnoliopsida; Myrtales; Lythraceae.
UUCAUUUUUUUUUAGUAAAAAAAUAUCAAGAUACUAUUGCCUGAGAAUAAUUUCCACUCUGCAUCUAUGUACUCAAUCUCAACUUGGCGUCUAUAAACUUUGAUCAUGACACGAGUUUGUUUAAUAGGUUUCCAAGCCUACAACGCAGUUAAACGGUUUGUCAACUCGAUCACACUUACGUCUUUACGAAGAAUUAGAUUCACUUUUAAUUUAUUCACAAAUGUCCAGUAUAAACUCCACAACUUUCCUCACUUCCAGCUCCUUGCAAAAACUGAGCUAAAACACCCACUUGAUUUGGUCCUCCUCCAUCCCACGACAAACAGAGGAGCCACCUUUUCCUUCCCCUCAAGCUUUGAUUUCAUUUGAGAUUUCGUCCCAAGAAGGGAAUCAAGUCAAUGCUGAUGCCUGGUGUUUUUGGAAAGAUGGUUUGGUGAAGCAUUAGCUUAAAAGUAAUAUCUUUUUUCUUUUUUCUCCUCUGUAUUAUCUGUUAUUGCGAUGAAUGACAAGAUGGCAAAUGGGAUUGGGACUCAUGAGGGGGUGCCCGAGAAUAUGAGGAAGCAGCUUGCUGUUGCUGUGAGGAGUAUCCAGUGGAGCUAUGCUAUUUUCUGGUCACUGUCAACCACCCGGCAAGGGGUUCUCCAAUGGGGAGAUGGGUUCUACAAUGGAGACAUUAAGACGAGGAAGACAGUCCAAGAAGGAGAACUUAUCUCUGAUAAGUUCGGGUUGCAGAGGAGUGAGCAAUUAAGGCAGCUCUAUAUAGCCUUACAGGAAGGAGAAAGCGAAAAUCAACAGUCUAAGAGGCCUUCUGCCUCUUUGUCUCCGGAGGACCUCACGGAUGAGGAGUGGUACUACUUAGUUUGCAUGUCCUUUGUGUUUAAUCCUGGUGAAGGUUUGGCCGGAAGAGCAUUAGCAAAUGGCAAUACAAUUUGGUUGUGCAAUGCUCAGCAUGCAGACAGCAAAGUCUUUCCUCGUUCACUACUUGCAAAGAGUGCAUCUAUUCAGACAGUGGUAUGCUUCCCCUAUCUUGGAGGUGUGAUCGAGCUUGGAGUGACUGAACUGGUACAAGAGGACCCAAGUCUCCUUCAACACAUCAAAGUAGCUCUCCUCAAUUUCUCCAAGCCCUUAUGUUCUGAUAAAUCGUCCUUAGUUCCACAAAAUGGUGAUCAUGAAAGGGAUCCUAUGACAAUGAAGAUCGACGACAAUAUUGUGGACAACUUGGUAUUUGAGAAUCUGUUCUCGUCCACAGAAAGAAUUGACAUCGAAGAAAGGCCAACUGAGCCAAACGGGAAUGUCCAAAUGGAGCUUACUGCAGAUUCACCUGACGAGUGCUCUAAUGGUUGUGAACACAAUCAUGAGACAGAAGACUCCUUCAUGGUCGAAGGCAUCAAUGGUGAGAGUUGGCAUUUCUUCGAAGAUGACUUCAGUAAUGGGUUCCAAUGUUCAAUGAACUCAAGUGAUUGUAUAUCGGAAGCAAUAGUGAACCCAGAGAAUACAAAUCUCGAGAGCUCCAAGAGCCUUCACCUGAAAGAACUUCAAGAGUGCAACCACUCGAAACUUAGCUCCCUUGAUCUCGGACAUGAUGGUGAUGUUUCACACUACCAGAAAACUAUUUCUACCAUUAUAAGAAAUUCUCAACCAUCCAAUGAGACACAGAUUCUUCGAAGAUGUUGUGGAUGCAAAUCUAGCUUUGCGAGCUGGAAGAUGUUUGAAGGACAUAGAUUCCCGCAGGAACAGCAGAAAAUACUGAAAGGGAUAUUAUUUAAGGUUCCUCUGAUGUAUGAACAUUCUCUGUCGAAGAACCAACAAGAACAGAGUGCAAGAGGUUGUGUUCUGUCGGUAAAGAGAAAAGAGAACGAAAAGUUUCUUCUUCUCAGGUCUAUGGUUCCUUCAAUCAAUGAGGUGGAUAAAGCAUCGAUCCUUAAUGAUACGAUAUUGUAUUUAAAGGAGCUCGAGACAAGAGUUGAGGAGUUGGAAUCUUGUAUGGACUCAACUGACUUUAAAGGAAGACCUGCAAGAAGGAAGUUCCCUGAUUUGGGUGAGCAGAUAUCUGAUAACUACGAGAAUAGGAAGUUCAGUGACGGGAAGAAACAAUCUUUGAUUACCAAGAGGAAGGCUUCCGAUAUCGAUGAGACAGAAAACCCAGAGUUCAACAGGGCCCUUCCAACAGAAGGUCAACCAUUGGAUCUGAAAGUCCACAUUAAGGAUAGGGAAGUUCACAUCGAGAUGAGAUGUCCUUAUAGAGAGUAUUUACUGCUCGAUAUCAUGGAAGUUAUAAAUAAUCUCCACUUAGAUGCGCACUCCAUUCAAUCAUCUACAAGCGAUGGGGUUCUAACAUUGACUCUCGAGUCUAAGUUUCGGGGAGCAGCAAUAUCGCCUGCUGGGAUGAUUAAACAAGCUCUUCGGAAAAUCAUGGGCAGCUGCUGAGGGGCCAGGAUUUGGAGGCAACUAUCUUUGGAAUUUCUGGUUCUGUAUCCUGACUUACCUAUCUUCGCUUGUGAUGAAGAGUACGUGGUAAGGUGGAACAGUUUCUUUGUUGUUUAAUUCCUGUCGGAUGUUAAACCUAGUGUAGUGUUACAUUGUGUAGGAAUCCUUCUCGGUAAUGAAUUGAAUCCUUCUCUGUAGUAGUUGAGCUGUAGUUGUGCAUGAAUCUCAUUACUAUGUAUUGUUUGAUUCAAAUGGAUGAGUUUUUUUUUCUCUGUAA